AAAAAGAAAAAAAGUUGGAGGAGGAGGAGAAAGAGCAGAAUGGAAGGAUUCAGGAGACAAGAACGAAAAUUCUCCGUUAGUUAUCGUGUCAGCCUAAACCGCUCCAAUUCCCGCGAAAACCUCCUUCUCUAGUUUCUAUCUUCCAUUUCUCUCUCUUCCAGCUUUUCUAUCUCUUCUCUUCUCUAUCUCUCUGAGAGGUAAUCCGUAAACAGUAAACACUUGCAAUGCCAUGAAGGAAAUUAUCAACGACCACCUAACACUCCUUUUCCAUGUCGACAUCUGCAUCUCCCAAAAUCCCCGACAACCAAGAUCCUCCCGAAACGACGUCGUCAUCUUCGACGUCCACACCAACCAGUUACAAGCUCCGAAAAAUCCCUCCCAUUCCUAUUCGCCGGACGCAUUUCCGCGAAAAUGCAGAAUCUUCUCCUUUUGAUGAUACUGAAGAUGAGAAGGAAGAUGAUGAACUUUCUGAUUUCCCAAAAGAAGGCAAGAAUUCGCCGGUUAUUCUCGCUUCCUCGCUCGGACUCAACCACAUCAAGACGCAGUCUGCUCCGGCUCCUUCGCCUCUUAGGUUUUCUUCCACUGCAGGCAGGCUUUCCAAUCUCCGCAAUAAUAACAACAGCACUGUAAAUAAGGAGGAUCAUGCAGGUGCUUUUAUUGAGUCGACGAAGCUUAAGUGGGCCCUUCCUCUUCAUAGUGUGUCGUCCAUGGACCAAGGAAAAAAGGUUGGAUGGAAUCAAUCCAAAUCAUUAAAAUAUCCAUCACCCGUUCCAGCGUUGGAGAGUAACCAUGCAGCUUUUGCCAAGGAAUUGCAAUCUCCACGUUUCCAGGCAAUACUGCGUGUUACGAGUGGUCGGAAGAAGAAGGCCCCAGAUGUCAAGAGCUUCUCGCACGAGCUCAAUUCUAAAGGAGUCCGCCCUUUUCCUGUUUGGAGGUCUCGGGCAUUCGGGCAUAUGGAGGAAGUUAUGGUGGCAAUCAGGGCAAAAUUCGACAAGUUAAAGGAAGAAGUUGAUUCUGAUUUAGGCAUAUUUGCCGGGGAUUUGGUGAGCAUACUUGAUAAGACCUCGGACUCUCAUCCUGAAUGGAGAGAAAGAUUGGAGGAUUUAUUGAUUGUAGCUCGGCAAUGUUCAAGAAUGCCACCUAACGAAUUCUGGAUUAACUGCGAGGCCAUUGUCCAGAAUCUAGAUGAUAAGCGUCACGAGCUACCAAUGGGGAUCCUCAAACAAGCGCAUACUCGCCUUCUCUUUAUCCUCACCCGAUGCACUAGGCUUCUGCAGUUUCAGAAGGAGAGUGGUUAUAAGGAUGAUCACAUUUUGGGACUCCAUCAACUCAGUGACGUUGGAGUUUAUCCAGAGCAAAUUUUGGAAAUUGCAACACAGGAUUUUAGCGGUGCAUUGGUGGGUGGAAAGUUGGCGAGUGAGAAACAGAGAAAGAAGUCCCAUGGUCAAGAACAAGAACCUCUGGUUUUACAAGAAGAACAAACUGUGGAAGUUAGCACUGCAAAAAGUGUUGACUCAACCACAAGCAGCUACAGGAUGUCAUCUUGGAAGAAAUUCCCAUCAGCUGCCGGGAAAAAUCAGAAGGGCUUUGGCUCCAUCGAUACACCUACCGAGGAUAAAUCAGAACGGCUACAUAUUAAAGACGAAACAAGAACUGUUGGGGAUGACAAUUCUCAAAAUCUUGGAACUCCAGAGCUUGCUGCAUCAGCAAAAAUGUCAAAAGUUUCUUGGGGAUUUUGGGGGGAGCACCAUAACGUUGCAUUCGAUAAUUCAAUGAUAUGUCGUAUUUGUGAGGUCGAAAUACCAAUAGUACAUGUAGAAGAGCACUCUAUGAUAUGUACAAUUGCUGAUCGAUGUGACUUGAAAGGCUUAACUAUAAAUGAACGACUUGAAAGAGUUGCAGAGACACUUGAUAAGAUACUGGAAUCAUGGGCACCAAAAAGCUCUGAUACACCAACAAGGAGUCCUGGGGCUGUAAAAUUGUCAAGGUUAGGUAUGCACGAGGACAUAGAUGAGUUAUCACCAAAAGAAAACAGAUAUUCUCGUCAAUGCUCUGAAGACACGCUUGAUGUCAUGCAUGAACCUGAUAAUGCUUUGAUCAUGGAAGAACUGAAUGUUUUAUCAGAAAUUUCAUAUGAAGCACGUUCCCCUUUGACAGCUGAUUUAGACACAAAAACUUCAUCAGCGGGAAGCUUGACGCCACGGUCACCAUUAUUAACUCCAAGGACCAGCCAGAUUGAAUUGUUACUGAGCAGACGGAGGACAAUGACUGAACUUGAGAAUAACCAGCAGAUAACCAAGCUACUGGCUAUAGCCCGUUGUGUUGCAAAUGUAAAUGACAGUGACUACAGUUCAUUGGAGUCUAUGCUUGACCGCUUGGAUGACCUGAAAUAUGCCAUCCAGGAUAGAAAGGUGGAUGCCCUCAUUGUGGAGACUUUUGGAAGGCGCAUAGAGAAAUUGUUACAGGAGAAAUAUGUGCAUCUUUGUGCACAGAUAGAUGAUGAAAAUUUUGACUCAUCAAAUCAUAUGGCUGAUGAAGAGAGUUCUGUGGAAGAUGAUGGGGUUCAAAGUCUGCGUGCGAGCCCUAUGAAUCCAUAUUCUAAGGAUAGAACUUCUAUUGAAGAUUUUGAAAUAAUAAAACCAAUCAGCAGAGGGGCAUUUGGACGGGUUUUCCUUGCCAGAAAAAGAGCAACCGGUGAUUUGUUUGCUAUAAAGGUUUUAAAGAAGGCCGAUAUGAUCCGUAAAAAUGCAGUUGAAAGUAUUUUGGCAGAGCGUAACAUACUUAUAUCAGUUCGAAAUCCUUUUGUGGUACGGUUUUUCUACUCCUUCACUUGUAGGGAAAAUCUUUACCUGGUGAUGGAGUAUCUAAAUGGUGGAGAUCUAUACUCAUUAUUGAGAAACUUGGGCUGCUUGGAUGAAGACAUGGCCCGUAUAUAUAUUGCAGAAGUUGUUCUUGCUUUGGAGUAUUUGCACUCUUUAAAUGUCAUUCAUAGAGACUUGAAGCCAGACAACUUGUUGAUUGGUCAAGAUGGUCACAUCAAGUUGACAGAUUUUGGGCUCUCGAAGGUUGGACUUAUCAACAGCACGGAGGACUUAUCUGGCCCAUCAUUUAAUACUUCUGCUUUUCUUGAUGACGAUGAAACCAAAAACCAAAAUUCAUCAGAAAGAGAACAGCGGCAAAAGCAUUCAGUUGUUGGGACUCCUGAUUAUUUGGCACCUGAGAUACUUCUUGGCAUGGGACAUGGUGCAACUGCUGAUUGGUGGUCGGUGGGCGUUAUUCUUUUUGAGCUGCUUGUUGGGAUUCCACCUUUCAAUGCAGAAACUCCACAGCAAAUUUUUGACAAUAUAAUGAAUAGAGACAUACCUUGGCCCAGGGUACCUGAGGAGAUGAGUUGUGAAGCCUAUGAUUUGAUCGACGGGUUUUUGACUGAAAAUCCUGUUCAAAGGCUUGGAGCAACAGGAGCCAAAGAGGUGAAGCAACACCCUUUCUUUGGUGACAUUAACUGGGACACACUUGCAAGGCAAAAGGCUAUGUUCAUACCAUCAGCAGAGGCACAAGAUACAAGUUAUUUUAUGAGCCGAUACAUAUGGAAUCCAGAGGGUGAAAAUUUUCAGGGAGGCAGUGACUUUGAUGAAUUAACUGACUCAUGCAGCACGGGGUCAUUCAGCAAUAGCCAUGAUGAGGAUGGGGAUGAAUGUGGUAGUUUGGCAGAUUUCAAUGCUCCCACACUUGCUGUGAAGUAUUCGUUCAGUAAUUUUUCAUUUAAGAACUUGUCUCAGCUGGCUUCUAUCAAUUAUGAUAUGGUGAUUAAGAGCGCCAAGGAAGCAGCAGAUGCGUCCAAACCCUCCGUUCCUUGAUGACUCUUCGUGAUUGCUUUAGCACCUACUAGAUAUUUGUUUUUCAUUGCACGGUCAAUUUUAAUCUUGAUUCUCUGAUUGUGAGGAAAAAAUUUUCAACCUGAAAUUUUCAUGAAGACACUUUCCUAGAACAGCAGUCGAUCUCCUUGGGGAAAAACAAAAGAAGCUAAGUGGCUGUCAGGAAAGCUCGUUGUCCAGCUUUACAAGAAUGGUCAGUCAAAUUUUCUUAUGACACCUUCACUACAGAAAGUGGAACUUUAUUUCUACAGUCAACAGAUCAUGUACAUUUUUCUGAUUUUGACCCAGCAGCUUUUGUGUAUAUAUAUAUAUAGAGCUUAAAAUUGAUGAGUUUAUUCUA
Messenger RNA from Manihot esculenta (cassava), 4215 nucleotides. Its product is annotated as probable serine/threonine protein kinase IRE. The transcript is spliced from 17 exons. NCBI's taxonomy places the organism in Eukaryota, Viridiplantae, Streptophyta, Magnoliopsida, Malpighiales, Euphorbiaceae. Gene Ontology annotation, biological process: peptidyl-serine phosphorylation; intracellular signal transduction. The record is from RefSeq and is a predicted model, not a curated record. Gene Ontology annotation, molecular function: ATP binding; protein serine/threonine kinase activity. The coding region runs from base 270 to 3857 and encodes 1195 amino acids.